AUGCCUCCUAUAUUUGCGCGUGAGGCGCUGCCACCCCCGGUACUGCCAGUCAAUUGCAACCUUGGCAAGGUGGUACAAUUCAGGCACCCAGCGUAUCCGGACUCGGCCCCGCCCCUGCUCCGGCUCGGUGCGAUUGAUGGCCACGACUGGGAUGGCCUCGAUUUCGAUGUCGCGACGACCGCAUGCUCCAUAGUCACGACGGUAGACUGGAGCCAAGGAGUCAUGGCUAUCCGAACCCAGGAUGGUUCUUUCUCCGCCGUCGAGCGUCCGGAGGACGGUCUAUUAAGGGAUAGGCUGUACUUUUGGUGUCGUCGUUGCCCGGACGGCGGCAUAGACCCGGAUGUCCGGACAGACAGAUACCCGGUCUACCUUUCUUUUCAACACUGGCGCUUUCCACAUUCCAAGCUGCCAGAACCAUGGUGCCGCGUUACGUUACCGGAAUACGGGCCAGAACCGGAUUCCGUUGGACGGUUUGGAAAACAGGCCGCGAUCGACUGCGAUCGCAGCUGUCGCAUCACCACGGUGAACGACGCUUGCGAGACGGCACAUCUCAUACCCUACAAUGAGAAUAAUUGGUUCGUGUCAAACGGGAUGGGGCAAUAUGCUCGAAGGCCCAUGGCACAUCUCCUGAUCGAGGACGAGAGGAAUCUCAUCUUCUUACGCAGAGACUUACACCUCCUAUUCGACCAGAGGCGGUAUGUAUUCGUGCCCAAGCUGCCCCCGCCACCGCAAUCGCCAUUACCUUCCCACCAACAGCUGUUCCGAGUCAUGGCAUCUCACGUCCUGCUUCCGGAAUACCCUCAGUUCGCCAAUAUGUAUCAUAACCGCCUAACCCAGGAACCCCUCCGAGGCCUAUCUCUCGAAUUUCUUUUCGCCAGGUUCGCUUGGGCAGUGUUCCAUGACGAAUUUAUGCCUUUCUUUAGCGGAGAUGGGGUGUAUGCAGUACGAAUUUGGGACAAGGCUGCUGGCCAUGCUGAGGAUAAAACCCUAUCCAAGAAAGACAUAGCCUCAUUUGCCCGAAUUUUCGAACCUGAGGGCAGCAAAAGCCGCAACGUCAGCCCUAAAAAGAGGUCGCUAUCUGUUCGUGACAGGGACCUCUGUGACCAGUCUGACUAUGGCGAGUCUGACUGGGGCGACGCACAAGCCGACUGGGAUGAUGAGGAAAACACCGAGCAAUGGACUCGCGGGCGCAGCCUCCACCGCACGAGAAACUCGAUAGAUACUCCCAGCCUCGAUGACUCCUUUGUGGCUAGCGCCUCUGUCACAAGCCCCGCUUCUCAGGGUAACCUUGCAGAAAUCACCGCCUUAGUAAAACGCGACCGCCAGGAAGACUGCGGCAAUAGCGGAGAAAGAUCGCAGACCGACUUGGACUGUAAAAGACAGAAAUUGAUGCACUAG
Pyricularia pennisetigena is the source of this 1398-nucleotide messenger RNA. RefSeq lists its product as uncharacterized. The transcript is spliced from 4 exons. The coding region runs from base 1 to 1398 and encodes 465 amino acids. The record is from RefSeq and is a predicted model, not a curated record. Lineage: Eukaryota; Fungi; Ascomycota; Sordariomycetes; Magnaporthales; Pyriculariaceae.